UGCUGUUGGCUCGUUUUCGAACAAACCUUCGACCACUUUGGGGAGGCUGUUUGGCUGCCAAAGAGAUUCUCCAGACUUCAUUCAUCCACCUCUUCUGUAAUCGCUGUCUUUGGUUCCUUGUUCCUUGUACGCACGGGGUUUGCAUGUCGGCGUCGCUACGGAACGAUGCGAUGCGUCGAGCGGCGCAACUGCGAGACGACAACGAGGACGAUAGUUUCGAUAACGAAGACCUUGGCCCCGCCUUCUCCGGCCAGCUACCACGUUCGACGAACGUGAUACCACCUUACCAGCAGUCGUUGGCGGUGACGGAUUGUGGUAGGAUCAGGCCUCCUACUUCUCAGCAAUUGCACCACUCGACUGCGGAGGGCACAAUGCGUGCAAUGGCACACCCCAUGGCGGCGUCGGAACCCUCCAUGAAUUCCACCAAGAGCAGCAAUACCGCCGAUCUCGCAUCUACGGCUCGACAGGAAUGGCGUAAACACGGGACGGGGCGUACUCAAGCCCUGGAAGACAAGCGGUACGCGCACGCCACUCAGAAUCCACACCAUUUCGUGGUGCGUGUGGUUUCUGCGGAAAAGCGUUCCGAUUUGAGCAACGCCACUUUUACGACAUACGUAAUUCGGGUCAUUCAGAAUCAGCAGGAAAUUUUAGUGGAGCACCGGUAUUCGGAUUUUGCCAAACUGCACGCAUUGUGUCAAACUCACAACGUGGCGACGCCGGGGGACGCGUGCUUCCCGGCCAAGCAUUGGGCCGGUCGAAUAGGGAACUGGACACCUUCCAUUACGUGGGCACCAGAUAAGCACGACGAUCUGGUUUCCUUUCGAACAAUUCAACUUGAUAUUUGGCUCGUGCAUCUUUUAGAACAGUACAACGCCGAAACGUUACCACCCAUUUUAGCGCAGGCGGUCUUUGAAUUUCUGGCUGCCCCCGACAAGCUGCCCUGCGAACGCGAGAAUGACACGUCAGCUUCAGGAGAUCGUUGGAAAUGGAAUAAUCCCGUGUCCUUCACACUAGGUUCAUCCAUUCGGCAAGCCACACGGACGGUGCAAUACAUGUGUCACGGAAACAUGUCGGAAACGGACCAAGCUAUCCCUUUGGAUUUGUUGCAACAAGCGAAGGGGCUAGUGUUCAUGACAGUUUUUAAGGCGGGCUUUGUGGUGUCAGGCCGAUUAGGGACAGGCUUGGUCAUUGCACGAUUAGAAGACUCGUUUUCGGGCGAAGGAGGCCCCGCAUGGAGUGCACCAGCAGCCGUUGGUACAGUCGGGAUGGGUUGGGGCGCCUUGGUUGGUGGGGAUGUGACGCAUUAUCUUAUUGUUCUGACAACUACCAAAGCAGUCAAAGAUAUUUGUGGGUCCAAUUCGAUCCAAUUGGGAGCCGAGUUGGGAGUUGCUGUCGGUCCUGUUGGAAGGGGUGCAACCUCGCACCUACAAACGGGCGAUUGGACCUUACAUCCGGCUUACGCCUACGCCCACUCCCAAGGAUUGUUUGUCGGUCUGAGUCUAGAAGGUUCCGUUGUUCGAAUUCGAAACGACGUGAAUUCCAAAUUUUACGGCCAACCGGUCGAUGCUGGGCUCGUAAUGCAGCAGAAGGGCCCAAAGGCGGCCGAGCCCCUAUACCAAGCCUUGGAGGAAGCGACUCAAAUUCCUGUACGGGACGGCGCCUUUCGCCCCAGUGAUUAUUUUUCUCCACCUCCCAAAGGAGCCCCUACGCCCAGGACCAGCAACACUUCGAGAACACCAUUCCGGCCGCCUAUUGAUGGGAGGUACAACAAUUUAUGCUCCACAUCGACACCCACGAGUACAUCGUUUUGUUGAGAAGAAUGUUAUUUUAGGUCGAUGCCGAAUUACGCGCGCGAAAAAUAAAUUGUAAAUGGUAGCUAUGUAGAAGACUUUACGGAAAAGAGUG
Molecule: messenger RNA, 1905 nt
Organism: Phaeodactylum tricornutum CCAP 1055/1
Lineage: Eukaryota; Bacillariophyta; Bacillariophyceae; Surirellales; Neidiaceae
Exons: 1
Coding region: 144-1814 (556 amino acids)
Molecular function (GO): phosphatidylinositol binding
Source: RefSeq, a predicted model, not a curated record